CAUCUACUCAAGAGAAUAACAAGUAUGAGUAGUGACCUGAAUUAUAAUGCAUGCUAGGAUUGCUCGCUAAGACGUAACUUGGUGUUGCUCGAGCAGUGUCUUCACAGUGAACAUGUCUAUGUCGUGGUACUUGUGUAUUAUUGCGAUGAAGUGCUUUUGACAGCGUGACAGCAGGCGCUAGCUGCUUAGGUCAACGCAAUCGCCAGGAAUGAUAGAGAUUUACGAAGUGUUUGAUGCCAGCAAUGAUGAGCUGUUAUCGGAGCUACAAAAUUUGCAGCAGCUACUACGGGCAGCGUCUGGACCGAACCAUGUCCAGUACAAGAUGCUUUACGACACGGUGCGGCAGGAGCUGGAGGAGCGUGGUGUGUCAAACAAGCUCUUCCAGCAGCUCGCACCCAAGGCGCCUCCUGCCGCGCCAACCCCAUCAGGACUGCAACCCGUUGCAGCCCUGUAUUCUUUCGGCUCAUUCGCCGGAGCAGGCGGCGGAGGCGGAGGCGCUGCCGUUGCUGGGGGUAUGCCGUACGGCGGGCAUGGCCAUCCGCAUCUCGCCGUACAGGUUCCGCCUCCCAGCAUCAACGGCAGCGGCAUAGCUCAUGCAGUUAACGCCAUGGUUGCUGCGACGACUGCCCGGCAUGCCACGCCUGCAUCGCCCACAAGCAGCAGUGCAUGCGGCCAUUCCUCGCACAAUUUGCUGCGGAACCUCGAUGCCAUGUCUAGCAUGGGGCCUGGAAAGCAGCAUCAACCCCAACAGCAACUACAGCAACCGCAGCAGCAGUACCCCAUGCAGUUGCGUCGUCAGCCGUCAGGCCUGCAGCUGCCCUUGCAGCCGCAGCCGUCCUUCCCUCCCACCUCGCCGCCACGACGCUGCAGUGGCGACGGAGCCGGCGGCCCCGGCGGCCCGGGACUGGUAUCAGGACUCAGCCCACUCGGACACGACAGCGACAUUGGAAGUCCUGCUCAUGCGGGGACGGUGGACGCUGGGGCGCUGGCGUCGCCUUCGUUGUCAGCGGCAUCGACGCCAGGCGCCAGAAGCAAGCUGCAGCAUUAUGUCUGCGGGGCAGAGGGAAGCGCAUGUAGUUUAGCUACCAGCAGCAGUGUCACCGGUGCUGCAGAAAGCUCCCUAGCGGAUGUAGCAGCCGGCAACGCUGAGGAGGCUGAGGCCGCGGAGGGUGCCGGUGGCUAUCAGGGGCCAGCCGGCGGAGGAGCAGGAGGAGGUGGCGGAGAUGGUGGCAAGCCGCUAAGCGUGUGGGAGGCGGCUAUGAAGGCCUUCCAGGAAGAGCAGCGGCUGUUGCGAAAGGCUCGCAAGGCCAUUCGAAAGGGGCCCCCGGCCAAGCCCCCAGCUCGGAAGCCCUCCGCCACGCCCAUCCAGCCGCACAGCCACCACAGCCACCACUACCACAGCCCGCCGCCACCAGUGGCGUGCGAGACCUCCCAGGCAGGCUCCACGCGAGGCGGGCCGGCCCCUCGGCCGACCCGUGGGUCAUCCUGUGGCAGCGGGGGUUCCCCGGCGGGUCCCGGAGCUGGGUCGGGGCCUGGGGCUCGACCUGGUGGAGCUCCAUCGCCGCAUGGGGCAACUGCCGCUGCCGCUAGCACCCCUACCAGCAUUAGUAAUGGCAUUGGCAGUGGCGCUAGCAGCAGCAAAGCUGGGGUAGCGGGAAACGCAAGCGCUGCCGCUGCGACGCGGCAAGCUGGGGUAGGCGGCAGUCCCGCCGGAAAGGCGGCCGCAGCUGCUGCUGCGCAUGCGGGCAGCAGCGCCGCGAGGGCGCAAGCGCAUGGCAUUGCGGCAGCAAACGCAGGAGCACAGGGCACAGCAAUGGCGUCCGCAGCAUCCCCGAUGGCAUCCUCGGCAGCAGCGGGGGCGGGGGCGGUGGAGGCGGAUACCGUGGCUGAGGAGCAGGGGCUGCAGGCGCGGACGCAGGCGGUGGUGGCUGGGGAGACGGCGGGACAGCAGCGGGAGGCUUCGGAACCGGAGAGCGUCAAGACCGACGAGGAGUCCAGUGACCUCCUAGCGGCCGUCAUGCGGGAGGCAGCGGCAGCAGCGGAGGCGGAAGCAGCAGUCGCGCGCAACGCAGCAGCUGCAGCAGCAGCCGGCGAGGAUUCCGAACCCGAAUCCGUCAGUUCUGGCGCCUCCGGUGCCUCGUAUGGUGUCCAAGAGGAAGCGCAGCAGCCACAGCGACAGCAGCAGCAACAGCAGGAUGCAAGCCCCAGUUACGUUGCGCCGCGGCAUGACACACGGCCGGCGUCGGCAAGAGGGCCCUCCUUUUCAACUGCACGGCAGCACCAGCAGCAGUCUGAGGUCGGGCCGUCCAGGUCUAGUCUGCCCUCACUCCCCGUCACCAUGCGACCGGCCGGCCCCAUGUCCUCAGCCGCUUCAGCUGCUGCAACGCAGCAACCGGCGGUGGAAGCAGUGCUGGUUUCGGGGCCAUCGGCGAAGGCGGCGGCGGCAGUAGCAGCCCCCCGCAGUGCAUGGGCAGCAGCGCCGCACGCCGCAGCACCGCCUGCCGCACAUGCAGGCGAGCAGCCAGUGCAGCGGGAGGUGGUUGGGGAGGCGGAGACUGUGGCCACGGAAUCGGAGCCGGGCACUGAGAGUGAUGGCGACAACGACGGCUACGGGUCAGACCGGGCUGGGAAGGGGCGCUCGCGAAGGGAUGUCCACCAGCAGCGACAGCAGCAGCAGCAGCAGGAGGAAGCACGACGGCGGGCGAUUGCAGCGGCGGCGGCCGCGGCAAUCCAGGGGCGCAGCGCCGCAGAUCCCUCGUCCUAUGUGACCCCGGCCACUCCGCUCGCCCGGGCAGUGAUUGCCUCCGGUCCCAUGCGAGUGGACCGCUGGGCGGAUUGGGAACUCGCAGACAGCACCGACUCGCUGUCAGCUUGGGCCACGGAGCAGGAGCAGGACCCCAUGAUGCGCGGCGGCGGCCACCUGCGGACGCUGCGACCCACGGGUCAGCACGUGCCGCCAGAGUCGCUUGUCCAGGGACCGCCUGGAGCACACGGGUUGGCGGCGCUUCCGGUACACCCAGGUCCGCCUCUUCUUCGGUCUGUGGGCUCUGCGGGAUCAAACCGCAGGAGCUCCCGGCAGGUUGAGACAGGGGCGUCGUCGCGGCUGGGUAGCGCUGGGAGCGGAGGGAGAGGCAGCAAUGGCGGUACGGGCUCGGAGCCUGGAGGUGGUAUCGGAGCUAGCGCAGCAAGCAAAAGCUGUAGCAGCGACGGCGAAGCGGAUGGUUGCGCGAGCGACGGGGUCGGAGGGGCUGCGAGACGCGCACGACGGAAGGCCGGCCGCACGUCUCCACAGCCGCGGUUGGCGCCAUCAGCUCGUCCUUCUGGAGGUACGUCUACCUCCACGUCAGCAGCGCCGCCUCCGUCAGCAGCUGCGGCGUCCGCCACUCCUGCUGCUGCUGCAGUUGCAGUCGCAUCGCCCGCUAGAAGGCCGCCGCUGGGGCCCUCCGUGCAGGCGCAACCGCAACCACCUGCACCCGCCUCCUCCGCAGCGCCUCGUUCCAACUCCGCCGGCCCCUCCUCCUCCUCCUCCAGCGGCGCAGCGUCAAGCUCUCUCCGCGGCGGUGGCAGUGCCGGCGGAACCGCGGGGUCCGCUACCACCUCUGGAAGCGGCACCCCGUCUGCCCCCGCCUCCGCCUCCGCCGCCCCAGAGCCCAAUCCCGGCGCUUCCUACCUGCAAUUCUUCAGUACCUUCCACGAAAUCCUCACCCUCUGCUACAGCGCCCUGCCCGUCAUGCUCGACGCAGCCGCGUUGUCCUCCGCCUCGGUGGCGACCGUUGCCGGCGGCAGCGGCGGCAGCAACAGCCGACCUGCAUCCCGCAUGAUGGCGGCCAUCACAGGCGCCGCAAGCGGCCUGGACCUCCUGGAACGUUAUGCGGGACUGCUGGCCAGAUGUGAGGCCUGGCAGGCCAAGCUGCGGCUACUCAGCCAGGCGGCUCCCGAGGAGGAAGUAGGGCCUGGGAUGGGCGCCAACGCAGGCUGGGCAGUGGCCCCAGCUGCAGCAGCAGCAACCGCGGUAACAGGGACGGCAGCACCCUCGUUAUUAUCCGCAACCACGACCUCCUCGCAGCUCCUGGGGGGCCGGUCGGGCAGUAGUGGCGGCGGCGGGACGCCGCCGCCGCCUCCCACGCUGCUGUCACCUCCGCCACAGGUGCGUAAGUACGUCGCCAUCAUUGACGAUACCGCGCAUCCGGAGGUACGGAACGUCGUGACAGCUGCCGUACAGUUGCUGUCGCCGGCAUGGGCGCUAGACCCGGCGGACCAGGUGACGGAGUUGGCGAGACCGGACCCCUCCGCGGACGAUGACGUGAACGGCGGCGGCAGCGGAACCUCCAGCGCCGCCAACAGCCGCCCGGGUACGGCACUUUCGGGAGGCGGCUUGACCAGUAGGGGCACGCUAUCAGGGCUUGCCAGCGGGCUGUCAGGGCGGGAUGCAUCAGGGUCAAGUUCGACGCCGCCAGGGUCCGCCGGAGGGACAUCCGGCGGCGGCCGCUGCCACUUGUGGAAUGUGCUAUGGAGCUGGAGCGUCAAGGUGCGGGUGCCGGCUAAUGAGCUGCUGGUGUGGCAGCGCGUGAACCACUUCGCUGAGGCGCGGCAGUUGACGCGGAAGGACCUGCUGAAGAAGCACCUCGCCAAGUACCAGGCCAUGCACAACACAGGUCGCGCCGCCUCUCUGUUCGACCGGCUGACUCCCACCACCUUCGUGCUUCCCAAGGAGGCAGCAGCGCUUGAGGAGGCCUUCGUGCGGGCGUUACAUGGCGUCGAGGCGACCUGUGUGCAGCCGGUGGGUCUUAACCUGUGGAUCCAGAAGCCCGUGGGGCUAUCCCGGGGGCGCGGCAUCAGCCUCAUCAGCUCGCUACGGAAGCUCAAUGCGGCGGAACCCACCGUCGUACAGAGGUACCUCACCGAGCCGCUGCUGGUGGAGGGCUUCAAGUUCGACUUGCGGCUGUACGUGCUGGUCACCUCCUUUAACCCGCUGGAGGCCUGGAUGUACGAGGAGGGCUUCGCAAGGUUCACCACCCUGCCGUACACGUUGGACGAGGCGGAGCUGUGCAACAUGCACGUGCACCUGACCAACUCCUCCGUGCAGCGCACCCGGGCAGAUGCGGGGCUGCUGCCGCCCUUCCUGCAGGCAGCAGAGCCCGCGGGCGGCUCCAAGACCAGCCUGGCAACGCUGCGGCAGCUGCUGGCGCGUCAGGGUGUGGAGUGGUCGACGUUGUGGUGUCGCGUGUGCGAGGUGGCAACAGCGGCGCUGUUUGCGGCCCAGGAUGCCAUUCCGCAUUCGCCCAACAGCUUCGAGCUGUUUGGCUUUGACAUGAUGAUCGACGCACAGCAAAAGGUGUGGCUGCUGGAGGUGAACAGCAGCCCUAGCAUGGGCCUAGACACGCCGCUGGACCGCGCCAUCAAGCCUCGCCUCAUCGCGGACGUGUUGGAGCUGCUGGCGCCGCUGCCUUUUGACCGGGAGGCGCUGGCGGGGGUGCUGCGGGCGCGAGCCAACACAGGCCGUGGCAGCCGUCGAGGGACAUCGGGCCUGCUCAGCGGGACGGUGAGUGAGGAGCGGGAGCUGCUCUGCGCGGACCUCCAAGCGGUGUUGGGCGGAACGCUGCCCCGUCGGUACGGCGAGCGACCGCGCAACCCUGGGGGCUUCUCUUCAUGCCUUGCGCCGUCUCCGUUCCAUGACAGGCUCUUGAAGCUGCGACGGCCGUUGCCUGGCUAAGGGCUGAGAUUUUAUUGGCUGUUGCGUUGGAUCGCCGCUUGCGGUGCAAAUGUAACAUGGG
Messenger RNA from Astrephomene gubernaculifera, 5774 nucleotides. The record is from the annotation of a GenBank genome assembly. Lineage: Eukaryota; Viridiplantae; Chlorophyta; Chlorophyceae; Chlamydomonadales; Astrephomenaceae.